AGAAGUAUUCAGCCCUUUGGUCCAGGAACUCAGGGACAAGGAGUCAGGCGGGCACCGGUACAUGGUGACUCUUCUGGUUCUCUUUACCAUUUUGGCUUGAAGGGAUGCAGCAAUGAGAUAUAAGAUUCCUCGUGAAGUUUUUUGUGUUUACACACCUUACUCUGCUGAUUUCUGCUUGUGCCCAUCGAAGAGUGUACCGAUUUGUGGGGAAAUCUUAAGACUAUGGCUGGGUUCUCAAGAGCUUAUGGCUUAGAGUUAUUCUGCUGGAAGCGUCUGUCGACAUAGGCGAUAACUCCUCCCAAUUUCAGGGUGGAGGCCUGAAUUUUGAUCUAUGCACUGCCUUCAUCCAGCUGCCUGAAAGUACUUGAUGAUCACAUGACCCUGGACAUGGAUGCUGUCCUGUCGGAUUUUGUCCGUUCCACAGGAGCAGAGCCAGGGUUGGCCCGUGAUCUCCUGGAAGGAAAGAAUUGGGAUGUGAGUGCUGCCCUCAGUGAUUUUGAACAGCUACGUCAAGUUCAUGCUGGGAACCUGCCCCCACCCUUCAGUGAAGGGAAUAGUGGCUCCAAGACCUCUGAAAAGGGGUGUUCUGAUAGAGAGUCCACUCGCCCUCUACGACCCAUUCUACAGCGGCAGGAUGACAUCAUUCAAGAAAAACGCCUGUCUAGGGGCAUCUCCCACGCCAGCUCCAGCAUUGUUUCCCUGGCCCGGUCCCAUGUCUCCUCCAAUGGUGGGGGUGGGGGGAGCAGUGAGCACCCCCUGGAAAUGCCCAUCUGUGCCUUCCAGCUUCCAGAUCUCACUGUGUACAAUGAAGACUUCCGCAGCUUCAUAGAGAGAGACCUCAUUGAGCAGUCCAUGCUGGUUGCCUUGGAACAGGCAGGGCGUUUGAAUUGGUGGGUUAGUGUGGACCCCACCUGUCAGAGGCUGCUUCCUUUGGCAACUACUGGAGAUGGGAACUGCCUUCUGCAUGCAGCCUCUCUUGGGAUGUGGGGUUUCCAUGAUCGGGACUUGAUGCUGAGGAAAGCUCUGUAUGCACUGAUGGAGAAGGGAGUCGAGAAGGAAGCACUGAAAAGGCGCUGGAGGUGGCAGCAAACCCAGCAGAACAAGGAGUCAGGGCUGGUAUAUACAGAGGAUGAAUGGCAGAAGGAAUGGAAUGAACUGAUCAAACUUGCCUCAAGUGAACCCCGAAUGCAUCUAGGUACCAAUGGAGCCAAUGGUGGUGGGGUGGAAAGUUCAGAGGAGCCUGUCUAUGAGAGCCUAGAAGAGUUCCAUGUCUUUGUCCUUGCUCAUGUGCUUAGGAGGCCCAUCGUCGUCGUGGCAGACACCAUGCUGAGGGACUCUGGAGGAGAAGCAUUUGCCCCUAUUCCCUUUGGGGGAAUCUAUCUGCCCUUGGAGGUCCCAGCCAGCCAGUGUCACCGAUCUCCUUUGGUGCUCGCCUAUGAUCAGGCCCACUUUUCUGCACUUGUGUCUAUGGAGCAGAAGGAGAAUGCCAAGGAACAAGCUGUGAUCCCACUUACAGAUUCAGAGCAUAAGCUGUUGCCCUUGCACUUUGCUGUGGACCCAGGAAAGGGCUGGGAGUGGGGCAAAGAUGACAAUGACAAUGUUCGAUUGGCCAGUGUAAUUCUGUCCCUAGAGGUCAAAUUGCAUUUGCUGCAUAGCUACAUGAAUGUGAAGUGGAUCCCAUUGUCUUCUGAUGCACAGGCUCCUCUGGCCCAACCUGAGUCUCCCACAGCCUCAGCUGGAGAUGAGCCCCGAUCCACUCCUGAAUCUGGGGAAUCAGACAAGGAGUCAGUUGGCAGUAGUUCUACCAGCAAUGAAGGCAGCCGGUGGAAGGAGAAGUCAAAGCGAGAUCGGGAGAAAGACAAGAAAAGAGCAGAUUCUGUGGCUAACAAACUGGGCAGCUUUGGCAAAACCUUGGGCAGCAAGCUCAAGAAGAACAUGGGAGGCCUGAUGCACAGCAAGGGCUCUAAGCCUGGAGGGGUGGGAACCGGGUCCGGGGUAAGCAGUGGCACUGAGACACUGGAGAAGAAGAAGAAAAACUCACUGAAGAGCUGGAAAGGUGUCAAAGAGGAGGUAGUGGGGGAUGGACCUGUAUCUGAGAAGCCCACAUCUGAGUCUGUUGGUAAUGGAGGGAGCAAGUAUAGCCAGGAGGUGAUGCAAAGCCUGAGCAUUAUGAGGAUUGCCAUGCAAGGGGAGGGGAAAUUUAUUUUUGUUGGAACCCUGAAGAUGGGUCACCGUCAUCAAUAUCAGGAGGAGAUGAUCCAGCGCUACCUAUCUGAUGCUGAGGAGAGAUUCCUGGCAGAGCAGAAACAGAAGGAGGCAGAGAGGAAGAUCAUGAAUGGAGGGGUAGGGAGUGGGCCUCCCCCGGCCAAAAAGCCAGAGCCAGAUGGCGGGGAGGAACAGCUGACUGCCCCCCGAGCAGAGUCCAAGGCACUGGCAUACUCUACUGGCUAUCCUGGGGGCUUUACUAUCCCUCGGCCUUCUGGGGGUGGAGUGCACUGCCAGGAGCCCCGAAGGCAGUUGGCAGGGGGUCCUUGUGUGGGGGGCCUGCCACCAUAUGCGACCUUUCCCAGACAGUGCCCUCCCGGGCGACCCUACUCCCACCAGGACAGCAUCCCUUCUCUGGAGCCAGGCAGUCACUCCAAGGAUGGAGUUCACAGGGGUGCAUUGUUACCACCCCACUUUCGUGUGGCUGAUUCCUAUAGCAACGGCUAUAGAGAACCCCCUGAGCCAGAUGGAUGGGCUGGAGGCCCCCGGGGGCUUCCCCCAACCCAGACCAAAUGCAAACAACCGAACUGCAGCUUUUAUGGACACCCUGAGACAAACAACUUCUGCUCUUGCUGUUACAGGGAAGAACUGAGGAGGCGGGAACGUGAGCCGGGUGGGGAGCUGCUGGUGCACAGGUUCUGAGUGGAUGGAACCUGUGAGGGCAAGGGGGCCGAAUGAAGAAAGUUAAGCGCAACACACUGGCUCAUCAAGACCCAGCCCCCCAGGUUGAUGGGGCAUAUGCAGAAAUGUUUAUGGGAGCCUAGCUGGAAACUUAGGUGUGUGCGCUUGAGUGCUGCCAAGUGGGCAAGAUCAGGUCAGGGUUGGAUGGUGCCUCAAGGGCUGUACUAUUCCUUUGUAGAGCUUGACUUGAUGGGACUGAGGAGGUACAAAGGGGUAGGGAUGGUAAUUCUGUCUCAAAACCCUUUCAGUCCCAUCCCAGGAUCUAAUGGAAAGUAAUAUGAGAGGGUUUGGUGUGGGGGAGUGGGAAGUGGACAGAUGUCUGGGGGAGAAACUGGUAAAGUAGAUUCUCAGUUAAUUAAAGAAAAAAAGAGACCAAAGUUCUUUUAGGUUGGAAUAAAGCACAUGGUGGUGGAGUUGGGAGUGUGGAGGGAAAUAGGUAUUGGACAAAAUUUACUAUUGAUUUGAAUAGGGUAGUAAUUAGAGUUGGAUAAAUUCUACCUCCAGAAGGAUCUGGAAAGACAAGACAGUAAAGUGUGCUCUUGAAUGCUUGUUGGGGAAGGUAGUUUAAAUUCCAGUUUAUGGAGAUGGGAAGGGGAGGAAUUUAAAAGGGGAUUCUUUUUCCUCUGAAGUUUGAUUUCCUUCUGAAUAGUCAUCUAUCUAGUUUGAAAGGAGAUUGCCUCCUCUCUUUUCCUCAUCCUUUUUGAGGCUGAACUCAGCUAAGUUAAGAAGGUUGUGAUUUUUUUUUUAAAGACUUUAAUUUUAUUUAAAAAAAAUUCCUCUGGAAAAGAGAGUGAUGAGAAGAGCAGCUGUGUAUUGAAUUUUCUCCAGGUGAAUGGGUGCAGAGUGAUCUAACUACUUAGCAAUAACCAUAUGUGAGGGUCAAGUGCAUCUUGGGAGGGAUGGGAUAAGGACAGACAUUUGGCCAGACUGUUUCAAACAAAACCAAAAACCUACAUAAAGCACUAAUAUCCUCUGCUGCUGUUUUUCUGUAGAAAGCAACUUAUUUUAUUGACUAAUUUUUUUAAAGAAAAGAAACAAAAGGACCCCGACAAACAAAACACUUUAAAAAUUAUUAUUUUUUUUCCUAUUUAAGUGAUUCUUUCUCCUUCCUCUCUACUUUUGGAGAAUGAACUUAACAUCCCGGCUUCUUUUGUUAAGCCAGAGCUGACCUUAAUCUGUGGUUAGUUUAUUAAAAUAAAUAAAUAAAUAAACUU
Molecule: messenger RNA, 4160 nt
Organism: Ictidomys tridecemlineatus (thirteen-lined ground squirrel)
Lineage: Eukaryota; Metazoa; Chordata; Mammalia; Rodentia; Sciuridae
Source: RefSeq, a predicted model, not a curated record